AGAGCAUAAAAUAAAAAGAAAAUUUAGCUAAUUAUCGCUAAACAAUUUUUCUGUGUUUUGAGCUCUCUUUGUUUCAGGUACCAACCCCACCUUCUCUCCUUUUUUUCUCUCUCUAAACUUUUUUUUCUCUCUCUAUACUCUCUGUACAUACCUAUUUAUUGUUUUUUUUUUUUGGAACUUCUGUGCGUAUUCCACAAUUUAAUUUCUGGGUUCUUCGAAUUUGCAAUUUUUGUUGCUUUUUUGGACAAAAAGAUUGCAUCUUUUAAUUUGGCUCCACUUGUAAUUUUAGAUUUUGUUUGGGGUUAAAUGAGAGUAUUGAAUUUUAUGAUCUGGGUGUUGUUUAGUUUUUGAUUUUGUGUCGGUUAUUUUUGUUAAUUCAGAUCGGAUUCAAGUUAUGAAUUGGGCUGAAAAUUAGGGCCAAGUUGUUGAUAUUUACCCAAUUUGAGUAUAACCUAAGCUAGAAACAAAGCAUAAAGAAAGAAUCUUGGGGAUUUUGUUUGAUAAUUGUGAUUUGAUUUGAUUUGAAUUGGAUGUGGGGAUUUUAAAGAUGGAAGUUUUAAUAUUUAUGGGUAUGUAACUUGAGGUUUAAUAUUGUGUGUAUGUGUGCAAGAUAGAUGGGGAAGGGGGGGAAGGUUGAUUCUAAGAGGAAUUCUAAGACUAGAGUUAGGUUGAAAGACGAGGGUUCCGAUGAUUCCGAUGAGGAUUAUGUAGCUGAAGUUGAGGAAAUUCUGUCUGAUGAUGAAUUAGAGGAUUUGGGGAAUUCUUUAGAUGAAUAUGCAUCGGAGGAGAGUUUUGGUAGUUAUGUCGAGGAAGAGGAAGACGGGGAGUUUAGGAAGGUUAUUAGAUCGAAAAGUAGGAAGGGUUCUCGAGCUAAUGGGAAAAUUGGGGGUAAAACGUCGCGGAAGAGAAAGAGGGUUUCUUAUGAGCAGGAGGAGGAGGAUGAUGAGGAUUAUGUCCAUGAUGAUGACGAUGACGAUGAUGAUGAAUUUAGUCCGGAGGUAAAUGAUGAUGAUGACGAUGAUGAUGAUUUUUUGGAUGAGGAUGAAGAAUUGACUACAAAAAAGAAGAGUACUAAUAUGAAAGUGAGAAACAGAGGCCUUCAGAAAAGGGGUGUGGAACGAGGUCGAAAGAAGAGGAGGAAAUCAAGGGUUUCAAAUAAGCCUUUGACAAAGAAAAGAAGAAAAACCCGCAGGUUGAAGAAGAAAGAGAGAUGCGAAAUUGAUGAUGAAUAUGAAGGUGAUUUUAUAGAUGAUGCACCGGAUGCGAUAGAAAAAAGCAGUAAAAACUCAGCUGUGAGAAGGAAAUAUGCUGUAUCAGAUUCUGAAUUUGUCCCAUCUGGAUCAUCUGAUUAUGAGUAUACCAUCUCGGAGGAAGAGAGAGAGCAGGUUAGGGAAGCCAGUAAGAUGUAUAGAGGAGUAAAAACUAGCUUAAGGAGUUCAUCAUCUGUAAAGAAUAUUCAGGAGGAUGGGGAUUUAUCUCAAGAAGGAAAAUCCGUAGCAAGAAAAGGUAAAGAGAAGGUAAAGGAAGUAAAAGUCGAGGUGGGAAAGCAGGUGUGCGGAAUUUGCCUCUCAGAAGAGGAUAAAAGAAGGUUGAAGGGAACCUUAGAUUGCUGUAGUCACUACUUCUGCUUUACCUGUAUCAUGGAGUGGUCAAAAGUAGAGUCUCGUUGCCCUUUGUGCAAACAGAGGUUUAAGUCGAUUACUAAGAAUGGAAGAGCAGCGUUGGGAGUUGAGUCAAAGUCUGCGGUAAUUCAAGUUCCCAAGCGUGAUCAGGUCUAUCAACCAACUGAGGAAGAGAUAAGGAGCUUUAUCGAUCCCUACGAGAAUGUAAUUUGUACAGAAUGCCACGAAGGUGGGGAAGAUGGACUCAUGUUGCUCUGUGAUCUCUGUGAUUCACCUGCACAUACUUUUUGUGUCGGCCUUGGACGUCAAGUGCCUGAAGGCAACUGGUAUUGUGAAGGCUGUAGACCUAUCGCUCUUGGAUCCACGAGCUCUCAAGAUCUGGAUACUAUGGCGGCUCAUCAACGGACAACAAACAGUAUUUUUAGUCGACCAUCCCCUAAUGCAAACACCAGCGAUGGCUUAGAUUCCACUUUAGAGCCUUCACCUCGUCGUUUAUUUGCUCAUGGAUUUGGAAAUCUGUCAUCUCCCAGAUUUCCCGGUGAUGGCCAGUUAGGUGCUCCAGUAGCUGGAGCAGGAGCAGCAACACUGACACAGAGACGCCAGCUACACCGUCAUAUACAUAAUCUGAUUAAUAUGAACAGAAUCAAUCAUUUGAAUAAUAGAAUGGAUGGGAUUUCAGAUGCCAACUUGCGAACUGUUAUUUCAAACCCUCACAAUGAUCAGUUAAGGGAAGCCUCCGUUCAAAAUUCAAGGACACAAGAAACUAGAGCGUCACAAGGUACAUUUAUCGAUGAGAGAUGGGUAGCAAAUGAUCAUCCAUCUUCUUCUUUACAAAAUGGGGAUCUGUUUUCUUUGAGGCUAAGCCAAAUAAGAAUGCAAGCCCUUCAGGAUCAAAGUGUUUCAACAACUGACAGGUCUAUCAAUUUGACAUUGUGGCCUGAACUCUCAGCGAUUGCUCCAAUAUCCGAGCAUGAUCAAUUCCAGCAUCACAACAGCAGACAUGGCUUGUCAUCUGAAGUUAAUAUGCCACCUCGCAGUGCUAGAGAAGAGAACCAGUUCUAUGUGGUAAAGGAACAACUGCAGUCGAUGGUUAAAAGCCACUUGAAAAGCUUGUCUCAAAACACUGAAUUAGGCCCCGAAACUUCUAAGGACAUUUUAAGGAGUUCGACACAUACCAUCUUAGCGGCGUGCGGUCUCGAGCACAAAAGGAGCGAAGUUCACUCGAUACCUCCGCCAUCGAUUUGUAUGCAUGGCGAUAGACUGAUUGCUGGGCAGACAAGUAUAUUAAAAGGUCUUUGCUCAUCUUGUUUUGAUUCUUUUGUAAGAGAUGUAGUGAAGACAAUCAUGGAUACAAGAUUGCCACAAUGGUUAAGUUUAGGUCUUUAGCAUUGGACACGGAGAGUGUUUUUUCGGCACUCUUUUUUCUUUUCUUUUUGGAUUAGGAAUUAGAAAAAACAUUUAUGGUUAACUUGUUUAUAGAUAUAAAAUUCUUAUUAACAUUGAGCAUUGAAGAGCUCCAUUAUUGUUCUGAUUAUAAUACUCAUUGUUAAGACAAA
Mercurialis annua (annual mercury) is the source of this 3178-nucleotide messenger RNA. RefSeq lists its product as uncharacterized. The record is from RefSeq and is a predicted model, not a curated record. NCBI's taxonomy places the organism in Eukaryota, Viridiplantae, Streptophyta, Magnoliopsida, Malpighiales, Euphorbiaceae. The transcript is spliced from 3 exons. The coding region runs from base 615 to 3008 and encodes 797 amino acids.